Cherax quadricarinatus is the source of this 8958-nucleotide messenger RNA. NCBI's taxonomy places the organism in Eukaryota, Metazoa, Arthropoda, Malacostraca, Decapoda, Parastacidae. The record is from RefSeq and is a predicted model, not a curated record.
AUGAAGGCACCUUCUCUGGUACAGUGUCAUCCAGGGUUGGCGCCGUAUGCAGGACUCUACUCUCUCUUGGCCGUGUCUGCUGCAGCUACUCCAGUCACCACCACCACCCCCACCAACCGUGCCCCGCCACCCAUGUCACCACCCGCCCCACCCAUCACCACGCCCAUGGCAGGAGUUGUGCCCACGCAUGCCGUCCUAGCGCAGCUCCAUGCGUUAUGCGUCCAGCAGAAAGGUGUGUUCAGUUAUCUUUAUUUUGUUAAAGUUAUUGAUUUUACUUUUCAUCUUUGCAUUUCCAUAGAUGGUACAGAAGAAACAAGCACACGAGGUAAUGUAGGUGAAUUUAAAAGACUAAAGUCACCAAAUGAUGGCAGUGAAGAAGCAAAAAGAAAUCGUUUAGCUCCUCUGAUGGGUGAUCAAUGUUCACGUACCACUCCUGGCCUUCUGCAGGCAUAUGCCCAAGAACGCCGAACAAGACCUCACACUUCACCAUUAAUUAUACCUUCCACUAUACUUUCACCUACUCCUUCCUUAUCACCUACUAAUACACCAAUCUCAGUAGGUGAUGCAACACCAAGCUCAUGCCCACCAAUUGUGGCACUAACGCAAUUGGCUGUACCCCGUGUGGCUCCCCCUGCCACGGCUGUUGCUGGCGAUUCGACUCGAACGUCUCGUAAAACUGUACGCACUGAAGAACGACCUACUCCUUCUGUAACAGCUGGAGGAGGUAUUCCAGUGGGUAUUGCUGUUGCCCGCCAACGUCAGGAAUCUCGGCCACAAGAUGACUCUUUGGCAGGACCAUUGCCGUCUGGGGGUAGUUCCCCAGGAGGAACCACUUUACCUACCCACUGGCCACUUCCUCCAACACCAUGUACUCCUGGACUUUCAACAGCACCAUUUUGGCUCACUCAGAGUCAAUUUUCUGGUGUGGGAGUAGAUGCUGGUGUGGGAGCAGGAAUGGGUUUAGGCUACCAGUUUGCCAGAGACCCCUUGAGUGGCCACUACUAUCUCCUAUCACACCCACAUGCAAUACCAGACCCUGGUGGUCAUAGUUAUGUUUGGGCAGGAUAUGGAGGUGUUGCAGCUGCUUCUCCUGUUGUCAUACCACCACAACAGCUACUACUCCCUGAUGCUCAUUACCAUCGUGCUCUCCAUGCUCACACUGCUCUGCUGCAUGUUUCCCACCCACAUCCGCCCGUCCAUGCCUCGAAUCCUCCUUCCAUCAAGAGAGAGGACCCACUUACACCAGGAACACCAGAAGAGGAUCCCAAAAGCCGUCCAGUCAGUGUGCCCCCCUCUGGCCAAGGGGCUGCACCACCUGGAAGUGAAAUGACUCUACCAUCAGCUUUGCCUACUGGCCUGCGUCAUCUUCCUCCACCAUUCAUAUAUUCACCUCGAACUUCUCUACCAUAUUAUUGUCCACAGUCUACCCAUCCUGCGCCAUACUCCCUUCCUCCUUUUACACACCAACCAUCUACAACCAUUGGCUCUAGUCUUACUUCAACCCGAGCUGCCACUUUAACUACAUCACUAACCAAUACCAUCACUACGCCUGCUGAUAUAACAACCACUUUUUCAGUCCUACCCACAGCUCCUGUCACUAGUGUGGCAAAAGGUAUUGGCUUAGAUCAUUAUUCUUCACGGGGUUGUGAAGCUUUAGUGGCUACAGGUUCACCAGCACCUCACUCAGAAUCCAGUGAUGCAAUCAAUGUUACAUCCCAUUCAGAGGAAGAACCUGACAUGGAACUUCCUUUGUCACGCCCUCAUCCUCAAGGGGAUCUUCAGUGUUUACCAGUACCUUUUAAAAUCAAGCAAGAAAUCAAGGAAGAGGUCCCAUCUCCAGUAGGAUCCAGUAGAGAUGAGGCCUGUACUCCUGGUGUUGGGGAGACUGCAACUGAAGGACAACUGCCUCAGAAUCACAUCCCAGCAGUCAAAAAAGAAGCAUUUGGUAACUGUACGACCAGUCAACUCACAGAUGCAAAAAACUCUUCUGCAGCAGUAUUUCUGGGCCAUAGUACUCGAUCUUCAAUUGAAUCUUUACCAGUUUCAUACCCAGUAAUCUCAUCGAAAGGAAGUACUCCUGUAAAUUUUCAAAAUAACCCAGAUCUUCUAACAACUAAUAAAUUUACUGAUACAAGCAUUCAAGAAUCCCAGACUGCAUCAACUGAUGAGUCCUCUGCCAUAAUCCCUUCUGAAUCUCCAGCUAAUAUUUGCUUAAAACACACAACGCUCAGUAUCUCAGAAUCUAUUACUAGUUGUUCUGAAUUCGUUACUCCUCAGUAUUUUUCUGGAACUUCAACAAGCUGCACAAAUCCUCCUUCCAUUAACUCUCCUAGCCCUUCUACUACAAGCUGUGCUGACUCUUCAUCAGAUGAAUAUUCUAAGUCUUUGACCAUGAAUUGUUCUGAUGUGUCAUCCACUGGUUGCCCUGACCUUGACUACUCUGAACAGUCAGCUACCACUUGUUAUGGAAAUACAGUAAAAAGUUUUACUGAACCACCGACAACCAAAUGUUCUGAAUCUCCAACUUCUGACUAUUCUGAAUAUAACAUUACUUCUUGCUCUGGAAGCCAAAGAGUGAUUACUCCUGAGCAUUGCUGUGUGAAUUCCACUAAAUCUCAUGUUUCAAGCAAUUCUAAUCAAUCACCAGUCACAAAUAACCAAGAAACAUUAGUUGAAAACUACUCUGUUUCUUCUCCUUGUAGUGAAAUGGAACCUUUGUGUACUAGUGUCCACUCAGAAUCCAAUACAGCAGCAUAUGAAGAUCAGCACACAGAAAAUUGUCAUGCAUCAUGCACAACUUGUGAUGAUGCAGAGACUUCAUCACAAAGUCCAUCAUAUAUGGAUCUAAGUGGCCUGGAACUUUUGUCCCGGAGUGUUCUUCAACAUGCAAAUCGAUUAUCAGAUUUAUCAGAGGAGGAAACUUCUGAUAAUAAGUGCUCAUCGUCACCAAAAGAGGACAUGCAUGCAGAGGAAUAUACAAGUAGUUCUUUGCAGCAAGAAGAAGCACAUGUGAAGAAACCCUCUUCUUCUCCUCCACAAGAUGUAAAUACAGAAGAAUAUUUGCUCUCACAAAAGAAUGAUGCAUGUGUAGAUGAAUGUUUCUCAUCUCUAGAAAGAGUGAAUGCUGAUGAAUGUUCCUCACCAAGACAUGCAGAAAUACCUCCAGAAGAAUAUUCUUUCUCAGAGCCAGAGGAAACUUCUAUAAAUCUAAACACUUCAGUACAAGAUAGAGCAUCAGUAGAUAUGAAUUCUACCUCACCACAAGACAAAACUUCUGCAAGUGAAUGUUCUUUAUUGCAGGAGAGUGCACUUUCAGAUGAAUACCUUUCUGAUGAAGAGGGUAAGGACAGUCCAGAAAUACAAAAUAAUAUAUAUUCCACUGAAGAUGAGAUGUCUUCAGGUGUAGAUGAAGCAUGUACAAGAGGGGAAAUGUCUUCAGGUGAGGGAGAAAUGCAUUAUAAUGAGAUGGACGAGAUGCCAGUAUUGGUACAAGCUUGUUCAACAGAAAUGCCUUGCCAAACAACUAUUGAAAAUACAGCACCACUGUACACCACCCCUCCUAUUGCUUCACCUUUGCCUGAUUCACUUAGUGGCCUUCAUGGCCUCAGCCUUCUAUGUGCCUUAGCUGAGCAGCGCAUCCUGGAGGAGGAGCAUGUGGCGUGCCCUGCCCUGUCGUCCCUGGCUGAUGUGGCAGCCACUUCCCCAAGUGUUCCCACUUACCCACAGGAACGCACUGAUUCACCACAACCAGGCCCGAGUUGUCUGACAAAUUCACCCAGAAGAACCUUUGGGAGUGGAACUAGCACAGCCAUAUUUGGUGCAACUACAUUUGGAGCAUUAGCUAAUUCUUUUAGUACACCCAUUAAAGCCACUGAUGUAAAUAGGAAUUACAAGAGUCCAGAGUCUGAGCGUGAAGCAAAGGCUUUUAUUGCUAAUAAAGCAUCUCAGUACCAUAAAGAUACUGCUCUUGGCUUUAAAAUGCCAUCUGGUUUUCCUGUUGAUUCAAUGGAUCCAGCUGAGCUUGAUAUGCGUAUGCAGUUGGCCGAGUUGCAAAGAAAAUAUAGGGAAAAACAGCGUGAACUGUCUCGCCUGCAGCCUAAAAAAAUAACUAUGAGUCCUGCUAAAAGAGGCCCAGGUAGACCUCCAAAGAGAAAAAUACACAAUAAUGGUAUUCCAGGUAAGAGAAAAGUUGGUCGGCCACCAAAUAAGAAGAAGAGAUCCCCACAAAAAGAGCUGUCACCUCCAGUUCUAGAGAGAGUUACUGAUAUCCAGAUUAAAGAUACAGGAAAAGAUAGUGAUGAAGAGAAGGAUGAACCACGUAUGAAUAAAUCCAUUUUAAAGCCUCCAGUCCUCACUGCUACAUUUUCCACUCAUAUUACCCAUAAUGAAAGCCCAGAUUUGAUGCCCAAAACACCUGAAACACAAGUAUCUACUGAAAAAGAGGAAUCAGGAGAUGACGAAACAGAUAAAGACACAACUAGACGGUGGUCUGUUUCAUCAGAAGAUACUGCUCCACCAGAAUUAGGCUCUCCAUUCAAGUUACCAGCAACAGCACCUGAGACUCGACAAGAAGAAAGCGAAGAAGAGCAGGCAAAAUACAUUGCAAAUGAAACAUCUAUUAAAGAGCUUAAGGUCCUUCAGACGGAAACUUCUGUAGAGUCUUCACCAUCAGAUCUGGAGCAGCAGCCCCAGUCAUCAUCAUCCUCUAAGAAACGCAAGCCAGGCCGUCCCAAGAAACACUCACCCACAAAGGAAGAUGCAACUGAGACAAUAGUUGCCAAGAAGCCAAAGACUAUCAUAAGCUUUCAUCUACAUCGGCCUCUACUCUCCCACAAGCCAAAAAUGCGACCGAAGCUAAAAGCUGAACUCAAGGUACGAGAGGUUGGCCAAGAAGAUGAAGAUGCAGAGCCUCACUCACACUACAAGUUGUCCUCCAAUACAGACACCUCUAAGGACCACUCCGAAGAUGAUGAUGACCACAAGACUACAAUGUGUGUGAGUAAUGCUGAUGCUUUGCGAGGUGCAAGAAAAAGAGGAUGCCCACGAGGUCGCACAUCCCUCACUAGGAGAGCCAUGCUCAGAGAUAAGGAAAAACGUAAAUCUGCUGCAGAGAAACAGUCGCACAUGGAAGCUCUUUACAGAUCCCUCAAAAAGCACUCGACCAUGGCUGCUGCUGAGCACGAUGAAUCAGAAGAGGAGAGAGAUCGUGAAGAUAAAGAAGAAACUCAAGAUGCAGGUGCCGAGUCUUCUAGUAGUGAACAUGAGACUACCCAACACCUCACAACUGGUGACUCUGCUUCUUCAUCCACAACAUCUGCGAGUGUAGCAACCUCUUCCACAGACACCACUGCAACUACCACCACAGCUACCACCAUGACCACCAUGACCACCAUGACCACCACCACAGCCACCACUACUACCACUGUCACGGCAACCACCACUACGACUACAACCACAACUACUACCACCACCAGUGAUAUUACAAGACCCACCAUGCAAACACCAGAGCCAAGUGUAUGUGUUAUUGAGGUUGGUGAUCUAGUUGACAAGGCAAGAGUAUUGGUGCUACAAGAUGGGUUGCUAUAUGCAGGAAAUGUAGUCCCCAUUAGACCUCCUGAUGUGUAUGGUGUUGUCAUAGAUGGUGAACGGGGAUCACGUCCACAUAUCUAUUGUAGAGAAGAACUUCUAGAACAGUCGUGGAAGGAAGUGAAACCUGGUACCACCAGAUUUCUUGCAGAAGGAACCCGUGUAUGUGCCUUUUGGUCGCAGCAGUAUCGUGCCCUAUAUCCAGGUUCAAUAGCUGCGUCUACGUCUCCAGCACACGAAGCCAACCACAAUUUAGUGAAUGUAGAGUUUGAUGAUGGUGAUGCUGGUAAGAUCCAUGUGGAUGAUAUUCGCCUUCUACCUCCAGAGUUUCCAAUACUUGAACAUGAUCCAAAUCCCUUGAUGAGUCUCAACAAGAGGAAGCGUCGACCAACGGGAGACAGUCUCCCAGAUGUGAAAGAUGAUGUUCCAAAAUCCAAAGGAAAGAAAUCGAGGACAAUUUCAGGCAAUAAUAAUGAGAAUGAGAAAAAUUCAAAUAACCAAAAUGAUGAAAAUAACGAAGUGGAGAAGGAAAAUAAGAAGAGCUCUGUUAAUAUAAAAAACAAGAAGAAAGAAAACGAAGAAAAUGGAAAUACGAAGGUAAACAGAAAAAUGGAUAAAAAGAAACACAAAAAACAUAAGCACACUGAAUCAUCUCCACACCACCACCAUAAACACAAAACUAAACAUAAACACAAACAUCGGGAGGGUGAUAGGCCUCUACCACAUGUAGAACCCGGGGUGAACGAACUUACUGUGAGGAUCAAAUCUCCACCGCCUCCCCUUGGGGAGACCUGGAGACCCUCAUACCGUGAAAAAUCAGAAUCUGAAUUGGAUAGUUCCUCAUCAAAGAACCCAUCAGAGGAUGAAUCUGAGAAUAGUGAUUCUGAAUACACACCUAAAAAGGAAAUGGUUAAGAGUCCUGCACGACGGAAGAAGAGACACCCAUCAGGGAAAUCAAAGAUCGCACCAUUCCUACCAGAACGCCAGUUGUGGCGAUGGUAUGGAAAAGGCUUUAAAAGACCUGGAGCAAAGGGCAAAGGCAAGAAAGAAUACUUCAAAGCUAUUAUGAGAGGAAAAGAAAUGAUAAAAGUUGAAGAUUGUGCUGUGUUUCUUUCUGCUGGACAGCCAGACCAACCUUACAUAGGCAGGAUUGAACACAUGUGGGAGUCUUGGGGAGGAAAUAUGGUGGUCAAGGUUAAGUGGUUUUACCACCCACAGGAGACGAAAGGGUUAGGACGAAGAUUAACUGAGCCAAGGGGUGCUUUAUUUCAGUCUCCUCAUACUGAUGAAAAUGAUGUACAGACCAUCAGCCAUAAGUGUGAUGUCAUAGCUCUUUCUGAAUAUCGUGUAAGACGUGGGGAACUAGAGAAAAAAUAUGGACCUAACUAUGAAAAUUGUGAUGUGUAUUAUUUGGCAGGUUCCUAUGAUCCAACGAGUGGACAUAUAACUAUGGAGCCUGGUGUGUCGUGAGAGGUUACAGGCUUUGAUUAUGGAUUGUUCUGAUCCAUUAAGUUUUAGGAUAUCAGUAAAGGUCUAUUGUAAAGUGAAUAUGGAGUUUAAGCUUAAGUUAUUUGAUCAUUAUUGUAGAAAAUAUGCUCCUCUUCAUUUUCUCAAGAUAAAUGAGCUUUGUAAAGGUAAUAUUUUAUAAGCUUAUUGUCUAUGGCCAUGUAAUUUUUCAUGAAGGAUAUAGCCUGGAAAAAAUAAGCCUUAAACAUUACUCUCAAGAUGUAUAGCAUCUUUGAGGUAAGAAAAUAAUUGGUAAGGUGUGUGGAGUGAUGAGCUUAUGGUUUAGGUUUAUCAGAAGAAUUUAUUUUUAUUGAGUCAGUGAUAAGCAAUUAAAACACAUAAGUAGAAAGGGAAAGAAAUUUGUGUGCAAAAAAGUAAACAUAUAUAUACAAAUGGUACAGUAGCUUGCAUUAUUGUGUAAGUGUUUAAUGAUAGGCAGUUAAUGUCUAUAUUAGAUACUUUUAAACAGUUAUAAUGUUUUACUGUGAACAAAAAUGACAUAUAUUUAUAAAGUAUUUAAUAUAUCAUACUUUGAGUCUAAAGUAUGGCGCAACCCUUAUGCUUAAAUGUGUGUUUAAAAGAGUGUGAUAACAGUGAUAAUUGAUUUAGAAAAAGUCUAGGCCCUCUUUUAAGUCUCUUGAGUGGAAGACAGUAUUGUAGAUUUAUUGUCAGGGUAUUUUAAUUCCCUGCAAUUAUAAUUUCAGCUAUUAGACAGUGCAUUGCUUGUGGACAAUCACUUAAAAGCUGCAAAAUCAUGUAGGGAAUAACUCUGCUUCUGUUAUUACUUUUGGAGUGUGAAAGAUCAGAGGUGUCCUUCCAACUACCAAAAUUAUGCCUUUUUCUCACAACACCUUUUAGAUUUUAAGGAUUUUUAUCAUAUACAUGAGUACCUGCAAUAUUUUAUAUAGAUAUUUUAUUGUGUGGAUCAUAAUAUCUAAGUACAUAGAUAUAUAUGGUUUGACUAUAAUUAGAACCACUGCUAGUGUCAAAAGCUUAUUUUCUGGUGAUGCAAUAAUUUCUUGCAUGCCACUAUCAGUGAUAAUGACCAAGGGCAAGUGUUUUGUCAAGUAGAUGUAAGGAGAGUCUUCAAGGUUCUAUACAUCUGUCUAAACCUUUCUUUGCCUAAUUUAAAUUGGUUUAUUAAUGCAUUUCAGUGAUUUAAUGUUAAUUGCAUGUUGAUUUUAUUAAAUUGAUCAUUACGUGUUAUAGAUACUUAUUGUUAUUUAAUAUAUAUUAAGUUGACAUUUGUCGUAAAUGAAGAGAAAGACUGAAUAAGUUGAGUAGAUAUUAUGGUUGUAUAUUUCAAGUCAUGACUAAUGUGCAGAAGGCUGUCAGUGAGCUCUGAUUUGGAUGCUAUGUUUCCCCAUCAAAAGACAUUGACUAAUUAUUCAAUGUUACUAUGGAUCUCAUAUGAUAUAUAAAAUAUAUAAUGACUGUAGGAAACUAACAUCUUCAGAUUAUUCCAUUUUGUGUCCAUAAGAUACAAAUUUUGUAAGAGGAUAAGAGCUAAAACAAGUGUUUUGUGGAAGGUUUUGGGAUUUUUUUUGGAUGGAUGUAAGGUGAAUUUUGCAGCACAUUGGUAUGGUAUUGCCAGUGGAUGUAACUCGAAUGGUAGUCUUGUGUGUUGACUGAAAAGUGAGCACACCAUUCAUAAUGUCACUUACUUAGAAAAACUUAGUAAAACCUUUUAAAUAAUCCCAAAAUAAAUGUUGUAGCUCUGGUUGUUGAAUAAAGUGACAAGUCAUGCUGUACUCUUUCAGAUUUUGUAUCAAAAUUGUAGUUUAGAAGACCAAACUUUCACAAAAUGACACAAAGUUACCAUAUAGCAUAUUAGCCUAUACAGGUCGACCAUCACUAAUCCGGCAA